Messenger RNA from Sinocyclocheilus rhinocerous, 801 nucleotides. Its product is annotated as alpha-2,8-sialyltransferase 8F-like. Bases 1 to 801 code for a protein of 266 amino acids. Lineage: Eukaryota; Metazoa; Chordata; Actinopteri; Cypriniformes; Cyprinidae. Gene Ontology annotation, molecular function: alpha-N-acetylneuraminate alpha-2,8-sialyltransferase activity. The transcript has 4 exons. The record is from RefSeq and is a predicted model, not a curated record. Gene Ontology annotation, biological process: N-glycan processing; oligosaccharide metabolic process.
AUGGCGCCGCGAACUGCCAGAUCCACCAUGGCACCCAGAGCUGCCAGAUCCGCCAUGGAUCCCGGAACGGGCGCCGCCCUGGAGGCCUUCUGUCCGCUCUCCUCUCACACCGUUGCUAUGCGACAGAGUGCUAAUCGGGAACCUCUGGUGUGGCAAUUAGGAAAUCUUGCGAAGGCGGAGCCAGUGCCCUUCGAAGUGUGUGCACUUAACUUUGGGACACAGCUCAUGAGUCUGACAAAUAGACAGGAAGUUUGGUUGAACUUGGCUCCCGUUAAUGGCAGUGAUGUUGGGGUGAAGACUGAUCUAGUGACCAUCAAUCCCAGUCAGCUCUCAGCAGAUUUCAGAAAUAUGGCUGUGAAUCCAGGUCCGCUGGUGCGGCGCGUGAGUGUGUAUGGAAAUGCGUCUCUGAUGAUUCCAGCCUUUGCAUACACAGUCUGCACUGCGGUGUCAAUUAAAACCCUCCAGGUGCUCCAGCCGAUCAGACCUCAGCAGCCUGUGGUGUUCUUUAGUCCCUACUACCUCAAGACAUUGGACCGUUUCUGGAAGGGGCUUGGCCUGAAAGAAAAACGCCUCUCCACAGGUUUCAUGUUAGUUAAUAUGGCACUAGAGCUAUUUGAUGAUGUGCAUUUAUAUGGAUUCUGGCCAUUUGACAUCAAUCUAAAGCAGCAGACACUUCAACACCAUUAUUAUGACAACAAACCACCCAAACCGUUCGUGCACGCCAUGCCAGAGGAGUUCGUCCACUUGUUACAGCUUCACAGCCAGGGGGCGCUAACACUGCACCUACAGCCCUGCUUAUAA